Molecule: messenger RNA, 4048 nt
Organism: Mangifera indica (mango)
Lineage: Eukaryota; Viridiplantae; Streptophyta; Magnoliopsida; Sapindales; Anacardiaceae
Product: pleiotropic drug resistance protein 1-like
Exons: 23
Coding region: 16-3972 (1318 amino acids)
Cellular component (GO): membrane
Molecular function (GO): ABC-type transporter activity; ATP binding; ATP hydrolysis activity
Source: RefSeq, a predicted model, not a curated record
ACUCUCUUCAACUCCAUGGUUAAUACGUUGGAGGGUUGCUUGAAUUGUCUUCACAUGCUUCCAAGUAGAAAGAAGCCAUUACCAAUUCUUCAUAAUGUCAGUGGAAUCAUCAAACCUCACAGAAUGGCAUUGCUUCUAGGCCCUCCAAGCUCUGGAAAGACCACAUUACUAUUGACUUUGGCUGGAAAACUUGGAAAAGAGUUGAAAUUUUCAGGGAGAGUUACAUAUAAUGGACAUGGGAUGAAAGAGUUUGUACCACAGAGAACCUCAGCUUACAUAAGUCAGUAUGAUCUGCAUAUUGGAGAAAUGACAGUGAGAGAGACGCUAGCUUUCUCAGCAAGAUGUCAAGGGGUUGGUCCCCGUUAUGAGCUGUUGGCAGAAUUAUCAAGAAGAGAAAAGGCUGCAAAUAUCAAACCAGAUCCUGAUAUUGAUCUUUACAUGAAGGCGAUAUCUCUAGAAGGACAAGAGACCAAUGUAGUCACAGAUUAUGUUCUCAAGAUUUUGGGACUUGAAAUAUGUGCUGACACCAUGGUGGGAGAUGAAAUGAUAAGAGGCAUCUCCGGUGGAGAAAAGAAACGUGUAACAACAGGGGAAAUGCUGGUUGGACCUGCAAGAGCACUUUUCAUGGAUGAGAUAUCAACUGGUUUGGACAGUUCGACAACAUUCCAAAUUGUGAAUUCACUUAGACAGUCUAUUCAUAUAUUCAAUGGAACUGCUCUUAUUUCUCUUCUGCAACCAGCACCAGAAACAUAUGAAUUAUUUGAUGACAUAAUUCUUCUCUCUGAUGGGCAUAUUGUGUAUCAAGGUCCCCGAGAAAAUGUACUAGAAUUCUUUGAAUACAUGGGCUUCAAGUGCCCGGAGAGGAAAGGAGUUGCAGACUUUUUACAAGAAGUGACUUCGAGGAAAGAUCAAGAGCAGUACUGGGCAAACAAAGAUGAGCCUUAUAGCUUUGUGACGUCUCAGGAAUUUGCUGAAGCUUUUCAAUCAUUUCAUAUUGGUCGAAAACUGGGUGAUGAGCUUGCUACUCCAUUUGACAAGUCCAAAAGUCACCCUUCUGCCUUAACAAAGGAGAAAUAUGGCUGCAGCAAGAAAGAAUUGUUGAAAGCUUGCAUCUCAAGAGAAUAUUUGCUUAUGAAGAGAAACUCAUUUGUCUACAUUUUCAAAAUGUUUCAGCUCACGUUGGCGGCUAUAAUAACCAUGACACUAUUUCUACGGACUGAGAUGCACAAAGAUACAGUGACAGACGGUGGAGUUUUUCUGGGAUCUCUGUUUUUCACCAUGGUUAUGAUUAUGUUUAACGGAUUCUCAGAGCUUGCCAUGACUAUAAUGAAACUUCCCGUCUUUUACAAGCAAAGGGACCUUCUUUUUUAUCCUUCAUGGGCGUACUCAUUGCCCACAUGGAUCCUUAAGAUCCCAAUCACUUUUGUCGAAGUUGGGGUUUGGGUGUUCACAACUUACUACGUUAUAGGCUAUGAUCCAAAUGUUCAAAGGUUUUUCAGGCAGUACUUAAUACUCGUAUGUGUCAACCAGAUGGCGUCUGCGCUAUUUCGAUUUAUUGGGGCAGUCGGAAGGAACAUAAUUGUUGCAAACACAUUUGGCUCAUUUGCUUUACUAGCAGUCAUGGUUUUGGGUGGCUUUGUCUUAUCAAGAGCUAAUGUAAAGAAAUGGUGGUUGUGGGGUUACUGGUUCUCGCCAAUGAUGUAUGGACAGAAUGGUAUAGCUGUGAAUGAAUUUCUGGGGAAGAGUUGGAGUCAUAUUCCUCCGAAUUCGACAGAACCAUUGGGAGUUCAGGUCCUGAAAAGUCGUGGGCUCUUCCCACAAGCAUAUUGGUAUUGGAUUGGAGUAGGAGCUUGCAUUGGAUAUGUAUUUCUAUUCAACUUCCUUUUUACAGUGGCUUUACAAUAUCUUAAUCGUAAGUACUCUAUGAGUUUUAUUUUUGCUGCAGCAUUUGGAAAGCCUCAGGCAAUACUAACCAAAGAGGCCUUUGAUGAGAAAUGCAAUAGCAAAGAAGGGGACUCCCAGGAGCUAUCACAGAGGGGAAAAGUCUCUACCGAAAGAAGAAAUGAAAGUCGAAGAAGUGUGUCAUCUAAGACCCUAUCUGCAAGAGUGGGAAGCUUUUCUGGACAAGAGCAGAACAGAAGGCGAGGAAUGACUCUUCCUUUUGAACCUCAUUCGAUUGCUUUUGAUGAAAUCAGAUAUGCGGUAGACAUGCCACAGGAAAUGAAAGUUCAAGGUAUUCCCGAGGAUCGGUUAGAGCUUUUGAAGGGGGUGAGUGGGGCUUUUAGGCCAGGUGUGCUCACAGCUCUCAUGGGUGUUAGUGGGGCUGGCAAGACCACUCUCAUGGAUGUGCUUUCUGGAAGGAAAACAGGUGGGUAUAUCUCUGGUAGAAUUACAAUAUCUGGGUACCCGAAAAAGCAAGAAACAUUUGCUCGCAUAUCAGGAUAUUGCGAGCAAACUGAUAUUCAUUCUCCUCAUGUUACUGUCUAUGAGUCCUUGCUUUAUUCUGCCUGGCUUCGGUUGCUUCCUGAGGUCAAUUCUGAUACCAGAAAGAUGUUUAUUGAGGAAGUCAUGGAGCUUGUGGAGCUGAAUCCACUAAGGGAAGCGCUUGUCGGAUUGCCUGGUGUGAACGGGCUUUCAACCGAGCAGAGAAAGAGGCUGACCAUUGCGGUGGAACUUGUCGCCAACCCAUCAAUAAUAUUCAUGGAUGAGCCAACUUCUGGCCUUGAUGCCAGGGCAGCUGCAAUAGUAAUGAGAACAGUGAGGAACACAGUAGAUACAGGAAGGACUGUGUUUUGCACUAUCCACCAGCCAAGUAUUGACAUCUUUGAUGCUUUUGAUGAGCUACUUCUAUUGAAACGAGGAGGCGAAGAGAUAUAUGUCGGUCCAGUAGGCCGCCAUUCUUCUCUAUUGAUCAAGUAUUUUGAGGGAAUUGAAGGAGUGCCUAGGAUUAGAGAUGGUCAUAAUCCUGCAACUUGGAUGUUGGAGGUUACAACAGCAGCCCAAGAAGCAGCUCUCGGAAUCAACUUCACUGAUAUCUACAAAAACUCAGAAUUAUGCAGGAGAAACAAGGAAUUGAUCAAAGAAUUAAGUACACCUCCACCAGGUUCAAAAGAUCUUCACUUUGGAACCACAUAUUCACAGUCUUUCUUCACACAAUGCAUAGCUUGCUUGUGGAAACAGCAUAUGUCAUAUUGGAGGAAUCCACCAUACACUGCAGUCAGACUUUUUUUCACAGCUUUUAUCGCUUUGAUGUUUGGGACAAUUUUCUGGGAUAUUGGCUCCAAAAGAAAAAGCCAACAAGAUGUUUUCAAUGCAAUGGGCUCCAUGUAUGCUGCUGUACUCUUCAUCGGCGCACAAAAUGCAGUGUCGGUGCAGCCGGUUGUGGCCAUUGAAAGAACGGUCUUUUACAGAGAAAGAGCGGCUGGAAUGUAUUCAACUUUACCAUAUGCUUUCGGCCAGGUUGUGAUAGAGCUUCCCCACAUUUUAGUACAGUCAAUUAUAUAUGGAGUUAUAGUAUAUGCCAUGCUUGGGUUUGAAUGGACAGCGAGCAAAUUCUUCUGGUAUCUCUUCAUCAUGUACUUCACACUUUUAUACUUCACAUUUUAUGGGAUGAUGUCAGUGGCUGUUACUCCUAAUCACAACAUUGCUGCCAUAGUAUCUUCUUUCUUCUAUUUAAUGUGGAAUCUCUUUUCGGGAUUCAUCAUUCCUCGCACGAGGAUGCCAUUGUGGUGGAGAUGGUACUACUGGAUUUGUCCUGUGGCAUAUACAUUGUAUGGUCUGGUAACUUCACAGUUUGGAGAUAUAGAAGACUCAUUAGACACUGGUGAGAAGGUGAAAGAUUUUGUGACCAAUUACUUUGGAUAUGACUCUGACUUUCUGGGUAUAGUUGGGCUUAUAUUGGUGGGGUUUACUCUAGUUUUUGGAUUCUGUUUUGCCUUUGCCAUAAAGGCAUUCAACUUCCAGAAAAGAUGAAAAUGUCAUCAACAUGUGCACCCAUUUUUUUAGUAUUCAAUUAGACAUCCAAAUAAUAUCAUCAUAUGAUUAAACA